AAGGUUUAAUUUGAUUGGGCUCAAUUAUUGAUGUAAAUAUCCCUUUUUCACAAACUAUAAUAUUAUAGUACAAGGAACUCAUCCAAAUUAUAUAUUUAGUGUGACCAAACAACACAAACAAAGUACUCUUGCAGAUUUAGUUUGUUCUGUUAAAAAACUGUUUUUUCCAGAAAGAAACCUAUGGCAAAUAUUCCAACUUGCAUCCUUCUCGUUGCUGCUGUUUUUCUAGGUUAUUACUACACAGUACUUGGAACGAUGAUCCCACCAGCUAUGGCACAAAAAUGCUAUCAGAUACGUCCAGAAAUAUUGUGUGAUGAAGGCAAAGUUGAACCAGAAUGCUUACCUUUCUGUAAUAACAAAUUUGGAUCCUCUGCUGGUGGACAGUGCAUUGAACAACUUGGCUUUAAUGGUCCUUUUUGUGCAUGUGAUUAUCCUUGCUAGUCAUUUUCUUCUUUUAAAUUUCUUCUUCCAAUAAAGUAUUAUGUAUACAGACAGUUACAUGUAGUUUUCCUUUUAUUUUUUUUAUGUACCAUCAUUAUAGAAAAGUGAAACUCUAUAUGAGUUUAAUUAAUUUACUUUUCAUGAACUAUGCAACUAUCAUUUAAGUGAUCUAAUAAUAUAAAAACUUAUUUAUA
Capsicum annuum is the source of this 635-nucleotide messenger RNA. RefSeq lists its product as uncharacterized. The record is from RefSeq and is a predicted model, not a curated record. The coding region runs from base 181 to 441 and encodes 86 amino acids. Lineage: Eukaryota; Viridiplantae; Streptophyta; Magnoliopsida; Solanales; Solanaceae. The transcript is spliced from 2 exons.